AUGAUACAAAUUCAAAUUAAAAAGGUUGUAAGAAGAUCGAUUGUCGAAUUUUACAAAUUUAUUUAUGAUUAUUCUGAUUUAUCAUACAAAUCAACAUGUUCGCAACAAUAUAUAUUGGCUUUGAAUUAAUAAUAUAUGUAUUUUGAGGAAUAAGAAAUAAAAAAUGAAGGGUUGUUCGAGAAUAUAAUUAAAUAAUACAUAUUUAUAUUGAAUGAUAAUCAAGAUUAAUUGGAGUUUGUAUUACUACAUUUGGAUGAGCUUUUAUUAAAGGUGUUGGAGAGAAACCGAUAUCAUUAUUUUAUUGAGAAUUCCACUAUUUUGAUAGAUCUAUUAGAUAUCAUAACUAGAAGAUUACCAGAUUUAGAUGUCUCCCAAUUAUAAUAUAAAUAUUAAUUUGAACUGCAAAAGCUAUAGUCAAUAACGACUUUACUUUGCGCCUUGUUUCAAUACUGUUUAAAGUAGGAUGAAAGAAUAGAAGUAUAUUAAUAUGGAGUGGGCAUCUUAAAGAAGAAUGUUGUGAUGGCAAAGCUGUUGUAGUAGCAAUUCAAUUUGUUGUUACCAAUAAUCUAUAAGGAUUUAGCAAGUCAGGGAGAUUAGAUAAAUUUAAGCACAAUUUAGUUUUUGAUUGAAUUUUAAAAUAGUUUAAAGAGCAGCAAUUUGUUUGAUUAGCUAUUGAAGGAUCAGUUAUUUUCAAACUUAAUAAGUGUGUUGGAUAGAAAAUCUCCAUAGUUUAGAGAGGAGUUCUUGAAAUUUUUGGGGAUGGUGAAGGAGAAUAAGGAGGUUUGUUAUUUGAUGAAAGAGACGAAGAUUUAUGAGGAGGAGAGAUAAAGAUUGAAGAGUUUAAAAGUAAAUAAAGAGUUAUAGAUGAUUAUAAAAUAAUUGAUAUAAUGA
This is a messenger RNA of Paramecium tetraurelia, 891 nucleotides long. RefSeq lists its product as uncharacterized. The transcript has 4 exons. The record is from RefSeq and is a predicted model, not a curated record. NCBI's taxonomy places the organism in Eukaryota, Ciliophora, Oligohymenophorea, Peniculida, Parameciidae.